AUGAUCUCGAAUACGAGCGGUUCUCUUGGGGAAGAUGGCAUCCACGUUGAUAUGAAUCACUUGAAGAAGGGCGAGGUCAACCUAGGUACCUCGAUAAUGGCAAUCAACUUCAAGGAUGGAGUUAUCCUCGGAGCGGACAGUCGAACAACUACCGGUUCAUACAUCGCCAACCGAGUGACAGAUAAGCUUACACAAGUCCACGACACCAUCUGGUGCUGCCGAUCCGGGUCGGCCGCCGAUACGCAAGCAGUCGCCGAUAUUGUUUCUUAUCACCUGAACAUGUACGGUAUCGUGAACGACGAGCCACCAAGCACACAAACUGCAGCUGCCCUUUUCCAGGAAUUGUGCUAUGACAAUAAAGACCAGUUAAGCGCAGGAAUCAUCAUCGCUGGCUACGACCGACGACACGGAGGCCAAGUCUAUUCGAUUCCUCUCGGCGGUUCCCUUCAUAAACAAGCGUAUGCUAUUGGCGGUUCCGGAUCUACCUACAUUUACGGAUACUGUGACGCGAACUGGAAAGAAGGCAUGACGGAAGAGGAAGGAGUCAACUUUGUCAAGAGUGCGCUGGGCGAGGCCAUCAAAUGGGACGGCAGCUCCGGUGGUGUGAUUCGUAUGGUUGUGCUUACUGCCAAAGGCGCAAUCCGUCAUCUAUAUUUGCCCGACAAUGGAUAUACCGGGCCGGGGCCUGCCAGAUAG
This is a messenger RNA of Talaromyces marneffei, 696 nucleotides long. RefSeq lists its product as uncharacterized. Gene Ontology annotation, cellular component: proteasome core complex. The transcript has 5 exons. Bases 1 to 696 code for a protein of 231 amino acids. The record is from RefSeq and is a predicted model, not a curated record. Lineage: Eukaryota; Fungi; Ascomycota; Eurotiomycetes; Eurotiales; Trichocomaceae. Gene Ontology annotation, molecular function: threonine-type endopeptidase activity.